GACCUCCUUGUUGAUGGGACUACCCAUAUUGUGAAGAAGAUUGUUGUCCACACCAACGUGCCGGGAUCGCCUUUGUUCCAAAGAUACAAACGGUGUCCCUGGGAGAUUGAAGGUAGGCCAUAAGACGACGAAGACGGUACGUGCAGUGAUGCUAGGUAGAUCGCUCGGUCACUCAAUGACAAGCAGAGACACAUCCCCGUGUCGGAUUCUACGACACAGUGAGAAUGCCGAGUUGAUUCGCUAUCUGCGCUCACCUGUCGUUCGUCAGGGUGAUACGAUCAGUCAUUUCCUGAGUCCCAAAGCACAACCACCCACCAUGCUUCUCGACCGCACUGACGAAGACGAUGCACUGACACUCCCUAGCUCGAAGACCCGUCUGCUGGGGUUCGACGGGAUCAUUCUCGAGGCCACGGAGUCGACGCAAGUGGUGUCUGUGAUGCUAUUCUGACGACCCAGCCAGCGUUUCCUAUAAACCCAAGGGGACUGCGAUCGUCCACGAACAGUCCAUUGCAAUCGCAUGUUUGUACACAUCUACAUUACAUUAGCUUGCUUUGAAGAGAUCAGACCAAACGGUUCUCAGUUCUUCAAGGUCAGUGAUG
Rhodofomes roseus is the source of this 599-nucleotide messenger RNA. RefSeq lists its product as uncharacterized. NCBI's taxonomy places the organism in Eukaryota, Fungi, Basidiomycota, Agaricomycetes, Polyporales, Fomitopsidaceae. The coding region runs from base 149 to 448 and encodes 99 amino acids. The record is from RefSeq and is a predicted model, not a curated record. The transcript is spliced from 3 exons.